AUGGGAGAAAGCCAGUGCUUCUUCACCCCACAUCCAGUGCAGGGGACCCCAGGGGCUGAGUCCUCAGAGCCUCGGGCUUCUGUCUGUGCUUGGGUCAAAAACAUCUCUUGCACAAGCAAUGGUACUACAGCUGUGGAGUAUCAAGACACCAUUGAGUUCAGAUUCACCAGAGAAGUCAAUGGAACCUAUGUUUGUGAAAUCAAGAACCUAGUAAGUAGCCAUAGGAGCCAAGAACUGAAACUGAAGAUUAUCUAUGGUCCAGAUGUCCCGAUUAUAUCCCCCUCAAAUACUUAUUUUCGUUCAAGGACAAACCUCAGUCUCUCCUGCCAUUCAGCUGCUCUCCCACCCGCACUGUACUCUUGGUUUGUCAAUGGAGAGCUAGUGUCAUCCUCCCAAGAGCUCUUUAUCCCCAACAUCACUACUAAUAACAGUGGAUCCUAUACCUGCUUCGUCUAUAACUCUGUCACUGGCCUCAAUAAGACCACAGUCAAGAACAACAUUACAGCUCUUGAAAACUCCUUCCCCACAGAUGGGGACCAGCAGUUUAGAGCUCUGCUCCCAGAGCUCUUCUCCUGUCUCGGGGUGACUGGCUGA
Molecule: messenger RNA, 594 nt
Organism: Microtus ochrogaster (prairie vole)
Lineage: Eukaryota; Metazoa; Chordata; Mammalia; Rodentia; Cricetidae
Product: carcinoembryonic antigen-related cell adhesion molecule 2-like
Exons: 5
Coding region: 1-594 (197 amino acids)
Source: RefSeq, a predicted model, not a curated record